Molecule: messenger RNA, 3509 nt
Organism: Ziziphus jujuba (common jujube)
Lineage: Eukaryota; Viridiplantae; Streptophyta; Magnoliopsida; Rosales; Rhamnaceae
Product: vacuolar sorting protein 39
Exons: 12
Coding region: 261-3284 (1007 amino acids)
Biological process (GO): vesicle-mediated transport; intracellular protein transport; endosomal vesicle fusion
Cellular component (GO): cytoplasm; membrane
Source: RefSeq, a predicted model, not a curated record
UAUUUUAUUUUAUUUAUUUAUUUAUUGAUUCGUUAUUUUCGUUCCCCAUUUUGAUGUAUUUGGCUAUCUGGAAUUCAUUUUGUACCCGAACGCGGACAUGGUCAUAUAGGUGUCCCAUUCUGAUGACCUCGCGGAUCUUUAACAAAUUCCGUGAAGGUAGCUUCCAGCAGCAAGAAAACGACGUCGUGGAGUGUAUUUUGCACUUUCUCACUUGACAGGGAAUUUUCCGAUCUAAGAUCGACGGCAACGUCGACGGCGAUAUGGUACACAGUGCCUACGAUUCCUUCGAGCUCCUGAGUGAUUGCCCAACCAAGAUAGAGGCAAUCGUAUCGUACGGUGAGAAGCUUCUCCUGGGAUGCACAGAUGGAUCUCUCCGAAUCUACGCUCCAGAAUCCUCCAGUUCGGACCGUUCCCCAACGUCGGAUUACGAUGCUCAAAAGCUGGAGCUGCAUAAGGAACCGUACGUACUGGAGAGAAACGUGACCGGUUUUUCAAGGAAGCCUCUGGUAUCAAUGGAGGUAUUGGGAUCGAGGAAGCUCCUAUUGUCGCUCUCGGAAUCGAUUGCGUUCCAUAGGCUCCCAAAUUUGGAGACCAUCGCGGUGCUCACCAAAGCCAAAGGCGCCAAUGUGUAUUGCUGGGAUGAUCGCAGAGGAUUCUUGUGCUUCGCGAGGCAAAAGAGGGUCUGUAUUUUCAGACACGACGGGGGACGAGGAUUCGUGGAGGUGAAAGAAUUUGGAGUUCCGGACACUGUGAAAUCGAUGUCAUGGUGCGGUGAAAAUAUCUGCCUUGGGAUUAGAAGAGAGUAUAUGAUACUGAAUGCUUCAAAUGGUGCAUUGUCUGAGGUAUUUCCUUCAGGGAGGCUUGCUCCACCUUUGGUGGUCUCUCUCCCUUCUGGAGAACUCCUUCUCGGAAAGGAUAAUAUUGGAGUUUUUGUGGAUCAAAAUGGGAAGCUUCUUCAAGAAGGAAGAAUUUGUUGGUCUGAGGCUCCUACAGUUGUUAUCAUAAAGAAGCCAUAUGCAAUAGCUCUGUUACCGAGAUUUGUCGAGGUUCGGUCUCUUCGAGCUCCAUAUCCGUUGAUACAGACUGUUGUUCUUCGAAAUGUUCGUCAUCUUAUUCAAAGCAAUAAUGCUGUAAUUGUUGCACCAGAGAAUUCUGUUUACGGUCUCUUCCCUGUUCCUCUUGGUGCACAGAUUGUGCAAUUAACAGCAUCUGGUGAUUUUGAGGAAGCCUUGGCAUUGUGUAAGCUGCUUCCCCCAGAAGAUUCAACCCUUAGAGCUGCAAAGGAGGGGUCAAUUCAUAUAAGAUAUGCACACUAUCUUUUUGAGAAUGGGAACUAUGAGGAGGCCAUGGAACAUUUUUUGGCUUCUCAAGUUGAGAUAACCUAUGUGCUUUCGUUGUAUCCAUCUAUUAUUCUUCCGAAGACUACUGCAGUUCCUGAGCCAGAAAAGCUAACAGACAUUUCAUGGGAUUCAUCACAUCUCUCAAGAGCAUCAUCAGAUGUGUCAGAUGAUAUGGAACUCCCACUACCGCCACACCUAUCGGAAUCUGAUGAGAGUGCUGCACUUCAGUCCAAAAAAAUGAGUCACAAUACUCUCAUGGCUCUCAUUAAGUAUUUACAGAAGAAGAGAUUCAGUGUAAUUGAGAAAGCCACUGCUGAAGGAACAGAAGAGGUUGUUUUAGAUGCUGUUGGUGAUAAUUAUUCAUUGUAUGACUCUAACAGGUUUAAAAAACUAAACAAGGGGCGUGGUAACAUCCACAUUAGCUCUGGUGCAAGGGAGAUGGCAGCAAUACUGGAUACAGCACUCCUCCAAGCUCUGCUUCUUACUGGACAAUCUUCAGCAGCUUUGGAAUUACUGAAAGGUCUUAACUACUGUGAUUUGAAAAUAUGUGAGGAGAUUCUCCAAAAAAAAGGUCAUCACACAGCUUUAUUAGAACUCUACAAGUGCAAUUCAAUGCACCGUGAAGCUCUUAAACUUUUGAAUCAAUUGGUAGAGGAGUCAAAAUCUUAUCAAAUGUCAGCUGAGCUGACACAAAAAUUCAAGCCUGAUUCAAUUAUUGAGUAUCUCAAGCCUCUCUGUGGGACUGACCCCAUGCUUGUCCUGGAGUUUUCAAUGCUUGUGCUCGAAAGUUGUCCAACACAGACAAUUGAGCUCUUUUUAUCUGGAAAUAUUCCAGCUGACUUGGUCAACUCUUAUUUGAAGCAGCAUGCUCCAAACAUGCAAGCCACAUACUUGGAGCUUAUGCUUGCAGUGAAUGAAAAUGGAAUAUCUGGAAAUCUGCAAAAUGAAAUGGUGCAUAUUUAUCUCUCAGAAGUACUUGAUUGGCAUGCUGAUUUAAGUGCUCAACAGAAAUGGGAUGAGAAAGCUUAUUCCCCGACAAGAAAGAAAUUAUUGUCUGCUUUAGAUAGCAUCUCAGGAUAUAAUCCAGAGGCUUUGUUGAAACGGCUUCCUGCAGAUGCUUUGUAUGAAGAGCGCGCAAUUUUGUUGGGAAAAAUGAACCAACACGAGCUUGCCUUAUCUCUAUAUGUGCACAAGCUUCAUGUUCCUGAGCUGGCACUAUCGUAUUGUGAUCGGGUGUAUGAUUCUACGGUUCAACCAUCUGCAAGAUCUUCUGGCAAUAUAUAUCUCACUCUUCUCCAAAUUUAUCUUAAUCCACGGAGAACAACUAAAAACUUUGAGAAGCGAAUUACAAAUUUGGUAUCACCUCAGAAUAUAAAUGGUAUUCCAAGGGUUGGUUCUGCUACUUCAGUUAAAGGUAAAGGGGGUCGUGCAGCUAAGAAAAUUGCUGCCAUAGAGGGGGCAGAGGACACUCGAGUCAGUACAAGUAGCACCGACAGUGGCAGAAGUGAUGGAGAUGCAGAUGAAUCUAGUGAGGAAGGAGGAUCUAAUAUUAUGCUUGACGAGGUUCUAGAUUUGUUGAGUCGAAGGUGGGACAGAGUAAAUGGAGCUCAGGCCCUCAAACUUCUACCCAGGGAAACUAAACUACAGAACUUGCUUCCAUUUCUUGGACCCUUACUUAGGAAAUCAAGUGAAGCACAUAGAAACUUUUCAGUAAUCAAAAGCUUGAGACAGAGCGAAAACCUGCAGGUCAAAGAUGAUCUCUAUAAUCAAAGGAAACCAGUUGUAAAGAUCACCGGUGAUAGCAUGUGCUCUCUUUGCAACAAGAAAAUAGGGACAAGCGUUUUUGCUGUGUACCCAAACGGGAAAACACUAGUCCAUUUUGUCUGCUUUAGGGACUCACAGAGUAUGAAAGCUGUGGCCAAAGGGCCUCUAAGGAAACGAUGAUAACCUGUGGUCAUCUGCAGGUUAAGAAAUGUUUUCCCCAUUUCAGAAUUUGUGUUCUGUUCUCGAACGACUAAUCCUGUUUGGGUGUGAGGUUUGCGAGUUUGAGAAACGUUUCAAGUUUCAUUUGUUUGGGUAAAUAUAAAUAUUAUAUCAUGUUGUAGAGAAUGUAAAGAUUGUAAUGUAGGUUUUCCGUUAUUUAGCGGCGAAGAUGUAUUCUUUGGCUUC